Molecule: messenger RNA, 3087 nt
Organism: Exophiala spinifera
Lineage: Eukaryota; Fungi; Ascomycota; Eurotiomycetes; Chaetothyriales; Herpotrichiellaceae
Exons: 1
Coding region: 1-3087 (1028 amino acids)
Biological process (GO): protein ubiquitination; ubiquitin-dependent protein catabolic process
Molecular function (GO): ubiquitin protein ligase activity
Source: RefSeq, a predicted model, not a curated record
AUGGUCUCCGUCGAAUCUACCCUGACUCACACGGCAGUCUCAGGCAUUGCCUCAGUGUCCGCAGAGUUGACUUCAGCAGGAUUGGAAACCGCCGCAGCUAAUGCCACGUCCUUCUUUGGAUCGGCAUCCUCAAAGGACUUUCUUCGCGCCCCGCUACAGAUUGCUUCCCAACUCGAGCAAUCCUUCCUCGGUCUUUGGAACACCUUCAAGGUAGAGAGUCUGGGUCGGCAUAUCUUCUUUGGCCCAGGGACUGUGAGACAGGCAGCCGACACCGGAGCCCAAGUGAUGGCCGACGCUGCUGCAAAUGCCGGCGCUGCGCAGGCUAUGGGUGAAGCAGGCGGUGCGGGUUGGGCGGCCUUCUUCGCGGAAGCGUUUCAAGCCAGCACAUUUAAGAGUUAUUGGGGCAUGCUACACUAUAUCACUUCAAGAUGGGCUUUUACUUGCUUUGCAAUGGCUCUCAUACUGAAUCGCAUCGGCGUCUACGGCGCGUCCAGGCAGCGCAUCUACCUGGAUUGGCCGAAGAGGCUUGCCCUUCGAAUCGUACCCAUCCUACUCUUCAUUUCACAAAUCCAUCAACUUCUGCAGGCAAUCCGAUGUCAAACCUCACCCGACUUCUCGCUCUAUCGGCAUGGGGAUAACAACAAGUACAGUCUGUUGGACUGGUCGAAAGAUGGCGGUGCGCUGCACACGCUGAGUUCGGCCAUCUUGUUUGGAUCCACAGAUGCAAGUGCUUGUGCUGCUGUCGGGCUGAGCAGGCCGUCGCCGGAUGUCCGGGCACCUCGAGGCUCCUUCUCGCUUCUGUGGCCGUCCUUCUUACGUUUGAGCCUGUCUCACAUCGUGGAGAGCUUGUCUUGUUCACUGCAACAAAUACCUGCCAUGACGGAAGUUGGCAUGACGGUAUUUGAACACUCUCUGGCAUUUGCAGAAGCGGAGACAGCAUUGGCACAUACCCUAGGGUUGGGCCUAUUCGGCUCGUCGAAAUCCUCCGACGCCAGCUCUUCAAACAUAACCAUGUCCAGCUCUGAGCCUACAAUCCCAGCAUCUGGUACCAUUCUUGCGUUGGCAGAUGCUACGGCGUCCCUGACCGGCCCUCACAUUCUAGACCGGGUCAACGUACCGGUAGAAGUUCUUUUGGUGACGCUGCUCUCAUGCGGCAACUCCUUGACGUCUCAUGUUCUUGCUGUAAUGGGCAAGCAACGUCGGUGGCGUCUUGUUAAUACCGGCAUUUGGGGCAUGGCUUUCAUGGGUUCCUUUGUUUGGGGCCUUUUCAGUACGAGCACGAUGGUCAGAGGAGGUGACGACGGCGAUGAUCGUCCGGUCAGCAGCUUAUUACACUUCCCAACGGUGGCUAUCGUCGGAUUCCUUCCACAUAUGGCUAUCUUGCUUGGCAUUGGAGUCUGUUUUAUCAUCUAUCUUGUUGCACUCACCUUCACGGCAAUCUCACUAGGAACAAAUCCGCAUAUUCCACAGCCUAGCAGUCUCAAAGAACGGUUCAGCAUUGCACAUGACAAUCUACAAGCAGCCAUCCAGACUAGGGGCAUCAAUAUUCGGUGGUAUGAGGACUUUUACACGGCCCUUCUUCGGGUCGGGUUCGCCGCUUUGACCGCUGCCUCGGAAUCGGUUUUCCUCAACGAAGGCAGGGCCGUCGAAGUGCGCCAAUUCACUUGGAUUGAAGAAGACCGAUUGGAUGAGUUUGAAGGUGCAGGGGAUGAGAAGCUGGGAACUACAAGAGGUCAACAGUUUCAGAUACUGGAAGAGUAUGGCCUUCCGUCAUCGACUCCUGGAGGGACCGACAAAGGUGGUGUCUGGGAGUCUGGGUAUUCCAAAGAGCGCAAGUUUGACAAAAAGGAUGGUGAGCUCGAAGGCAAAGAUUCCUUUGUUUAUCCAACCCCUCAAAACGGUGGAGUUGGCGCUGUGCAGCGUACUACCCGAUUUUAUUUAUUGAUGAUCUAUCUCCGAGGCAUUAUCUUCCUGAUUGCUGGUUACGUUGGUUUCGGUGCUGGGGUCUUGCUUGAUUCUAUUGGAAUAACAGGCCGUCCUAGUUGGCUAAGGAAACUGGUCGGUCGGUCACUCAAGAAGAUGCACGCUGAACGCAAUAGUAAUGGAAGGGGCCGCAUGCUCGACUUUUGGUUGAUUGGCGAAGAUGGGAAGUUGACAGUACCUCUGACGGACGAGAUCGACAUCGAGCCAGAGAUGCGCAGGCGCUUGAUGACUGAAUUUCCCAGUGACAAGGUUGAUGAAUUGCUCGAUUCCAAGUUAUAUGAUUGGUGGAGGUCUGGUGGAUGGUUUGGCGUGAAAGACGGAAGCGGUGAUUACCAACCGCCUCCUCAGCACGAUGGUUUUGACGAUACGACGAGUGUGAUUUCCAUGUCAACCGAAGCUACGACUGAUCGAAGUGAGAGCGGGGUCGACGAAGACGAGGAUGGAUGGGAGUCAGAACCGGAUGGUACAAAAACACCCACCCAGGCAUCUGCUGGCCCGACAUGGUCGUUUGCUGGAAUCGAGUCGCGAGAAUCGAGCCCUUUUACUGACACACCAUUGGAUGCCACGAGCCUCGCCAGACUGUUAGACCCCCAAGACCGAGAAUCACGAGACGAAGCGCGGAUUCUAGCGGCUCACCUCAAGAGUGUGUCAGCCGAGUCUCCUGGGAUCAUGACACGUUCCCGCUAUCGACGGGAAAUGGAGAGAGAACGAGCGCGCAUUCUUUUGGCUGGGAGGACACCACCAAAGCUACCUAGUCACGUUCCGACGAUAUCUCUCUUCGACACAUCACACGUCUCUGGUCCUCGACCAUUGACCAAUGCCGAAGAGGCAGAGGUCCUGGAAUCUCUGAUCCUAAGUCGCCGGAAGAGGAAACCGACCGCUUCGCAGUCUCAUGGGAGGUUUGACUCUGCCGAGGAUGAGUCAAGUCAGGCCGGGCCAUGUUGCGUGGUAUGCCAGACGUCUCCCCGAUCAAUCAUCGCGUGGCCUUGCCGGUGUCUGAUCGUAUGUGAGGAUUGCCGUAUCAGCUUGGCACUGAACAACUUUGGGAACUGCGUCACUUGCCGAAGGCCCGUCCAGGGGUUCGUGAGGUUGUAUGUACCUUGA